Molecule: messenger RNA, 1323 nt
Organism: Pipistrellus nathusii (Nathusius's pipistrelle)
Lineage: Eukaryota; Metazoa; Chordata; Mammalia; Chiroptera; Vespertilionidae
Source: the annotation of a GenBank genome assembly
AUGGAACGGGAAGGCGGGGAGCCCGCGGCGGCCGUGGUCGCCGUGGUCACGGAGCCGCGGUUUGCCCAGCGGUGCCGGGAGUACCUGGAGAAGGAGAAGCUCUUGGACAGGCAGCACCGCGCGGCGAAGAUGCCGGACGGCACCGUGGCGCUCCCGGUGCUGGGGGAGGCGCUCCCCGAGCGGCACCUGUGGCAGCUGAGGAACCGUGUGGCCCCGGGCGGCCCCUGUGCGCUGACGCGGCUCCCGGCUCCUGUUCCUUCCCGGAAGGCCCAGGGUGGUUCACCUGCCCGACGCCUGUGUCUGGAGGUGAGUCGCUGGGUGGAGGCCCGGGGAGUGACCUGGUCGUCUGAGUUGGAGGCAGAUUUACCCCGAUCUUGGCAACGACACGGCGACCUCUUGUUGCUGAGUGAGAACUGUUUCCAGGCUAAGCAGUGGAGAGAUCUGGAACCAGAACUCUGGGAGAUUGUGGCCUCGGCACUCGGCGCCCAACGUUUGGCCAGACGAGGGCGGGUGUCCCCAGGUGGCACUCGAACGCCUGCGGUGACCCUGCUGCUGGGCGGCGAUGGCUGGGUUGAGCACGUGGAUAACGGGAUCCGAUACACGUUUGACAUAACCCGGUGCAUGUUCUCUUUCGGGAACAUCACUGAGAAGCUUCGAGUGGCGUCGCUGCCCUGUGCGGGACAGGUGCUGGUGGAUCUCUACGCAGGGAUCGGUUAUUUCACAUUGCCGUUCCUAGUUCACGCUGGCGCUGCCUUCGUCCAUGCCUGCGAGUGGAACCCCCAUGCUGUAGUUGCUCUGAAACGCAACCUUGAGAUCAAUGGAGUAGCAGAUCGGUGCCAAAUACACUUUGGAGACAACAGAAAGUUGAAGCUCUCAGACAUUGCAGACCGGGUGAACCUGGGGCUCAUUCCAAGCUCUGAAGAAGGCUGGCGCACUGCCUGCCGGGUGCUGCGGAAGGAUGCUGGGGGCAUUCUGCAUAUCCACCAAAACGUGGAAUCUUUCCCAGGGAGGCACCUCCAGUCUUCUGGAAACAGUGAAACGGAGAAAGAGCCUUGGCUUUGUCCUCAGCAGAUGAUCAGUAACCAGUGGGAAAGCGGAGCUAGUGGGGAUUCUGGGAGAAAGGUGCUGUCAGCAGCCAUCAAGCCAGAGUGGCACAGGUGGGCGGAGUCUGCAGAAACUCGAAUUGUCACUCUUCUUCAGGAGGUGCAUGGGGAACCGUGGAAGACACAGAUCUUGCGCAUCCAGCCAGUGAAAUCCUACGCACCCCAUGUGGACCACAUAGUCCUGGAUCUAGAGUGCCGGCCCUGUCCUCCAGUUGGCUAG